Telopea speciosissima is the source of this 4555-nucleotide messenger RNA. RefSeq names its product eukaryotic translation initiation factor 5B-like. The transcript has 12 exons. Bases 248 to 4402 code for a protein of 1384 amino acids. The record is from RefSeq and is a predicted model, not a curated record. Gene Ontology annotation, molecular function: translation initiation factor activity; GTPase activity; GTP binding. NCBI's taxonomy places the organism in Eukaryota, Viridiplantae, Streptophyta, Magnoliopsida, Proteales, Proteaceae.
UUUACAUUUUCGUCUUUAGUUUAUUCCAGUUGUUUUCUCCUUCUGUGGUUUAUACAGGAUUUGCUUGAUAGUUCAAGUACUACAACAGUAAGCUGCUUAGUAUUCGCCGAUAUCUCAUCAGUUCGAAAGAACCGACAUCAGCGCAAUACUUCUGUAGUUGGUUUGUCUUCGAAUUCUCAAGGCAUCACAGGGCGACCAUUUUUCUGAGUUCGAUUUUUAUAGUUAAGGUAAUCGUGUAAUAUUGUCAAUGGGUAAAAAGAAGCCAACUGUCCGGGAAGAGGAGAACCCUGUUGCAUCUCAGGGUGGGACUAAAGCUAGGAAGAAGGGGCGUCUCAUCGACGAUGAUGAAUACUCCAUGGGGGUGGACUUGUCUGAGGAUCAACAGAAUAUGGGUCCUGAGGAACAGAAUCAUGAGGAUGUAGCCAUGCCGGCUGCUGGGAAGAAGAAGGGCAAGAAGGGCACCUCCAGGUCGGUGAAACUUAGAGAUGAAGAGCAAGACAAGCUACUUGAAGAAGAGGAAGAGGAUACUCCUGCAAUUGCUUUCACGGGUAAGAAGAAAUCCAAAUCGAAGAAGGGUGGUAAUAAUGUGUUUAGUUCUGCUAAUUUUGAUGUCCUUGAAGAGGAGGAUGUUAAGGACAUAGAUGAACAUAAAGAGAAUGAUGAUAGUGAUGGAGAGGAUGGGCCAGUGUUUGCUUUCUCUGGGAAAAAGAAGUAUUCUAAAUCAUUAAAGAAGAAGGACAAUUUGUUUACAUCUGCUUUUGAUGCUCUCGAUGAAGGGGAUGGUAUUGUGAUUAAUGAACCUGACCAGCAACCAACAGAUGGAGAUGAAAUUGAGAAUGAUGAUACUCCUGUAAUUGCUUUCUCUGGUAAGAAGAAGUCUUCAAAAUCUUUGAAGAAGAGUGGUAGCUUGUCUACUUCAUCUGCUUUCGGUGACCUAGAUGAACGGGAUGAUGCCAAGGAUGAAAAUAAAGAGGAGGACGAUAAUGCUCCUGUUAUUACAUUCUCUGGUAAGAAGAAGUCUUCAAAAUUAGCCAAAAAAGGCGGUAACUUGAUCGCCAGCACACUUCUUAAUGAAGAGUAUAGCAAUGACGUGUCUACAUAUGAACAGCAGUUGGUCACUAGGUCUGCUGAUGAAACUAUUGAUGAAACUGUAGUGGAGAAUGAUGACAUCCCAACAAUUUCUUUAUCUGGUAAGAAGAAAUCUUCAAAAUCCAAGAAGUCUUCAAAAUCCAGUUUUGAUGUAGGCCUCGGUGAUGAAGAACCUGAAGAAACUUCUGUGAGUAGCAGUAGUAAUGUGGGUGAUGAUAAGAAUGCCGCUGAUGCCAAAGCGAAUAAGCAGGGCAGCGAUGAUAUAAUGGAGUCAUCUAUGAACAAAAAGAAGAAGAAGAAAGGUGGAAGGACAGCCCAGGAGCAGGAUGACUUGGAUAAAAUUCUUGCUGAACUUGGUGAAGGCCCUCCCCUUCCCAAACCUACUGCUCCUCCUGAGGAGAAGGUUGCUCCCCAUCUAGAAGAAACAAAGGUUCAUACUCAGCCAGAAGAAGUUGGCUCAGUUGAUUCCAAAGGCGAGGAAAAGGAAGCUGAAGAAAUUGGCGACUCUGCUGCUGUGAAGAAGAAGAAAAAGAAGAAGGAAAAGGAAAAAGAAAAGAAAGCAGCAGCUGCUGCUGCAGCCAUGGUGGAGGUAAAGGAAGAAAAACAGGAAGAAACAAAAACCAAAGUUUCUGACAAGAAAAUUCCAAAGCAUGUAAGAGAAAUGCAGGAGGCACUGGCAAGGCGUAAAGAAGCUGAAGAGAGGAAGAAGAGAGAAGAAGAAGAGAAGUUGAGGAAGGAAGAAGAGGAACGUCGUCGGCAAGAGGAACUUGAGAAGCUGGCUGAGGAGGCUAGGCGCAGGAAAAAGGAGAGAGAAAAAGAGAAGCUUCUGAAGAAAAAACAGGAGGGCAAGCUCUUGACUGGUAAGCAAAAGGAAGAAGCUCGUAGAUUGGAGGCAAUGAGGAAUCAAUUUCUUUCUCAAGGUGGUGGUAUACUCUCCUCUGCAGACAAUGCUAGUGGACCAACAAAACGGCCAAUAUAUCAGACAAAAAAGGCAAGGCCAUCUCAUGCACAAGUUAAUGGUUUGGCUCAUGGGAAGGCUGUAGAAAAUGUGGAGGCUAACGAAAACCAAGAGACUGCUGCUGAGGUUACAGAGGCUGAUAAAGUGGAAGAAGUGGAGCUGCCAAAAAUUGAAGAGAAAGUAGAAGUUCAGCAAGUAGUUGAAGAGAAUGGGGUAGAAGAAGAAGAUGAAGAGGAAGAUGAAGAUGAAGAUGAAUGGGAUGCAAAGAGCUGGGAUGAUACUGCAGUGAAUUUGCCUGUUAAGAGUGCUUUUGAUGAGGAGGAGUCUGAGCCUGUGGUGAAAAGAGAGGCUAAGUGUCUCACAUCACCAGUUUCUGGGGAUGUAGAAGCCCCUGCUGCAGAAACCAAAACUGCAGUUUCUAAAAAAGUUAUUCCUCCACAUAUGCAAAAUCAGAAUCUUGAAAGUAAGGUAGACCAUGAAGUUCAAGUUACGGAUAAUAAUGUGAGAAAAGAAUCUGCAGUGAAAAAAGAAGCACGGCAUGCAGAGGCUGUCUCUAACCGGAGCCCUGACAACCUCCGUUCCCCAAUAUGCUGUAUUAUGGGCCAUGUUGAUACUGGUAAGACUAAGCUUUUAGAUUGCAUCCGAGGCACUAAUGUGCAGUUGGGUGAGGCUGGAGGAAUUACGCAGCAGAUUGGUGCAACCUAUUUCCCAGCAGAAAACAUAAGGGAAAGAACCAAAGAACUAAAAGCUGAUGCAAAGCUCCGGGUCCCAGGUCUUUUGGUCAUUGAUACACCAGGGCAUGAGUCAUUCACAAAUUUACGGUCGCGGGGUUCAGGUUUAUGUGAUAUUGCAAUUUUAGUUGUUGACAUUAUGCAUGGCCUGGAACCUCAGACAAUUGAAUCCCUCAACCUUCUGAAAAUGAGGAACACAGAAUUCAUUGUUGCAUUGAAUAAGGUGGAUAGAUUAUAUGGGUGGAAGACAUGCCACAACGCACCUAUUCAGAAAGCUUUGAAGCAACAGUCAAAUGAUGUGCAAAAUGAGUUCAAAAUGAGGCUGACUCAGAUUGUCACACAGUUCAAGGAGCAGGGCAUGAAUACUGAGUUGUAUUACAAAAACCGAGAAAUGGGGGAAACUUUCAGUAUUGUACCUACAAGUGCAAUCAGUGGGGAGGGCAUCCCAGAUCUUCUUCUGUUAUUGGUGCAAUGGACUUCAAAAACUAUGGUGGAAAAGCUAAUGUUUAGCAAUGAAGUGCAGUGCACAGUUUUAGAAGUUAAAGUUGUUGAAGGCCUGGGAACAACCAUUGAUGUUGUAUUAGUCAAUGGUGUUCUUCAUGAAGGGGAUCAAAUAGUUGUUUGUGGCAUGCAGGGGUCUAUUGUUACCACAAUCCGUGCUUUACUGACCCCCCAUCCAAUGAAGGAGAUCCGGGUUAAGGGACAAUACCUGCAACAUAAAGUGCUGAAGGCUGCACAGGGUGUAAAGAUCGCAGCACAGGGUCUUGAACAUGCCAUUGCAGGCACUGGGUUGUAUGUGGUGGGACCUGAUGAUGAUGUGGAAGACAUCAAAGAAGCAGCAAUGCAAGACAUGAGGGCAGUCAUGAGCAGAAUCGACAAGAGUGGCGAGGGGGUUUGUGUGCAAGCCUCUACUCUUGGUUCAUUGGAAGCAUUGUUGGAGUUCUUGAAGAGCCCAGCAGUGAAUAUACCUGUCAGUGGUAUAAGCAUAGGUCCUGUACACAAGAAGGAUGUCAUGAGGGCCAGUGUCAUGCUUGAGAAGAAGAAGGAAUAUGCCACCAUCUUGGCCUUUGAUGUCAAAGUGACACCUGAGGCUCGUGAGCUGGCAGAAGAGACUGGAGUUAAGAUAUUUAUUGCUGAUAUCAUUUAUCAUUUGUUUGACCAGUUCAAGCACUACAUUGAUAAUCUGAAGGAAGAAAAGAAGAAGGAAGCUGCAGAAGAAGUAGUAUUUCCAUGUGUUCUGCAGAUUUUUCCAAAUUGCAUUUUCAAUAAAAAGGACCCUAUCGUUUUGGGGGUUGAUGUUGUCGAAGGCAUAGCUAAGGUUGGGUCGCCAAUAUGUAUUCCUUCGAGGGAAUUCAUUGAUAUUGGACGAAUUGCAUCUAUUGAAAUAAACCACAAACAGGUUGAUGUAGCCAAGAAAGGGUCAAAGGUAGCUAUAAAGAUUGCUAGCACCAAUGCGGAGGAGCAACAGAAGAUGUUUGGGAGACAUUUUGAUGAGGAUGAUGAGCUUGUUAGCCACAUCACUAGGAAAUCUAUAGAUGUGCUAAAAGCUAAUUAUCGGGAUGAACUGUCUAUCGAGGAGUGGAGGCUGGUGGUGAAGCUAAAGAACCUUUUCGGGAUACAAUGAACUUUAGCAAUCACACAGUGACUGUGCUCCUGUAAUAUACACUAUUGCAACCGAUAUCUUCUCAGGCUCAAGAAAGCAGGUUGUUCAGGUGCUCCAAGGAAACAAAGUUUUGAUGUUGAUCUCUGGGAUGAAGAGCAAUGGGUCUGGGAAGGU